AGAGUGGGGAUGAGUCUAUUGAGACUUAGGGACCAGGGGCAGUACCCAAGAGCCAAGAGGCACUUAUUCACUAAGACCCGGUCGAUCUCGCAAGAAGUGUUUUAGUCACUAGUGAACAUGUGCGUUCUGACCGCGCGGUUCUUUCUCGAUUUUCCUCCUACGUUAAACUAACAGAUAUGUGUGUUAUGAACAAAUAAAGCAACAAUUUUCGCGACAGUUUACAUGGAUUAAGUGGUUUCAUACAGGAAGAAUUGAAAAAGCGAAAAUGGCUCUGUUCCUAGCCCUUUUGUUUAUUGGCUCGUGUCACGGGAUUGUUUGGGGACCAGCCGGAGGAGAUAAGUGUACAACUGCUCUGAAGAAUACUUUUUAUGAAGAUAGAGCCAGUAUUGUGGACGAAACAGCACUGAGACUCAAUUCCACCUGGUUAUCACAAGAAUGCGAAGCUCGGGCUGGACCAGAAUAUUUGAUACGGAAAUACACAUUUUAUCCGAAUGGGACAUUUUCACUCUUGAGGUACCAUUAUGCAGAUGAAUCGUGUACCAUUCCCACACACACUGUUAAUGCUCAUGGUGAAAUAAAAUUACUAUCAACAGUCACAAAGGUACUGGGAGCCACAGGAACAAAGUAUUUGUUGCACACAGUUCACAUAGUACCUCUCAACCAACAGAUUGCACAUAAAUUCGAACACCGACUUAACGUUUCCUGUAGUCCGCAAGCAAAGUGGCUACCCUUCACUCACCAGCUGAUUUAUGAAGCGCACACAAGGUUUUCAAAUUUACAUUGGAAUGAUGGUUCAAGGUUCAACAGGCUCAAAGGCCACCUACCAAAAUACAACCACCGGGGGGUAGAUUGUUUACAAUCGCUGGGUAUCGAUUUUGGAGAGCUGGAACUCGUCAGGGUUCAACAGAAGCCACCCAGUGCAAAUGUCUUUAAUGUCUUUGGCCUUGGAUCUAAUGCGCAACCCGAGAUCGAACUCUUCUUGGCUGGUUUACCUGCAAACAAGAAAUCCCGAAUGUCUCAUUUUCCCAGUUCGUUACAGUCAACGGCCUUGCUUCGAAGUGACACGGCAUUGAAAUGUCCAAUUUGCCGUUUAGUCAGCCGGGCUACAGAAAGCAGUCCUCCCUUGCUACUUGAGGAUGUUUCACUACCCGCUUUUUUGGGUGGAUCAUGGCUGAGUAUCAGGUGUGAAAGUAUCACACACGGUCUAUGGGCCAGACGACAGCUUCAAAUGUACUCUGGUGAUAAACUUUGGAACGGUCGUUGGGAUUAUUAUCAGGAUCCACGAUGUUCUUCACACAUGUACUCAAUCACAGCUGCUGGAAGUUACGUUCAACGAGCCGGUCGACAAAGACGACAUGAAGAGAUGGAGAGAUACGUGGAAGAAAAUCUUUUUUUGAACGAGUUGAAAAGAGGCUAUACAGACGACAAAGUCUCAUUGUCGAAUACUGAUGUCAAAAGCUACCGAGAUUUUUCAAGAAAGAAAAGAGAAGCCCCAAGUGCUAGUCAGAAGAAUACUGUUGCUGAGUGGAUGUCUCCGCAAUUGGCACGAAACAUUUUCGACAUAUAUGCUUCGAAGAAAAUGAGGCAUGAGGAGAUGUUGCCAACUCCUGAAGAAAUUAAUGAAGCUCUGGGAACUUCUCUUAGCGGGGAUGCAAAAACAUCAAUCCCGGAUGAAGAUGAUGGUGAAAAUGUAUUGACUUCACCAGUAACAACCAGAAGGAAGAGAAACACCCAAGAAAAAGACUCCUAUCGGCAUCUGUUGGAAAAUGCUCAACCUUCGAUGGCUGAAUCAUAUACAGCGAUGUUGAGAGGAAAUCAGCGUCAUGUCGAAACAAUAAAAAAACCUCUGAAACCUACAGUACCUGCAGGGACGACAGAAUUGGAUCUUCACGUUGCAGAAAGCUUUUUGAUUCCUGGUGACUCUUUUGUUGCAUCUCGAUGUGGAGGUCAUUUACUUGGAGUUGACGGAUACAGAGAAGGAGAUGUUUUGGUCUCGUGGCCCAGGUCAUGUGUACCGCAUUCAUUGGAAGCUCCUUCAACUCUUGGAUUGAGAGCCAGACUUGGCGUAAAUUGGAUGGGCCAGUACACUUUAAAACUUGGUCAUCGAGAUGAUGACCUUUGGGAAGCUCCACUUCAUCAGUGUGGACCAACUGAUUUGCAUAAUCCAUCACUCAGAGCCCAACUGCGAAGAAGUCUUGGAAUCAAGUUUGGUCUCUAUUCAUCUAGCGCCAGCUUAACUCAAUCCUAUUGGUUAAUUUCUUGUCAAUUCUUCUUCUUCUUGGUCUACCGAUUCACGAAUUAUUAAGUGGAACGAGAAAAGUUGUAUAUGCUUUGAUUUUGAAUAUCAAAAACAAAUGCAGACUUCAGGGUAGAGUUGUUACUAUUUUGGAAAUCAUUGACGCUUGCGUUUCUUCUUCUAUUUAACAAACUAAGGGUUGAAAUGAUUAUGUUUAUAUGUACAAAGAAAAUUAAUCUAUGGAAGUUACUGUCAUUGCGCGUAAAAUAAUCUAGUUUUACGCAAACUAUUUUAUAAAUUUAGGUAAAUGUGUAAAUUUCUGUAUAGUAUAGUUUUAAAAAUUUAGUGCGGGUAAUACUUGUUAGACAGAAAGGUUAUUCCUGGGAUAACAUAGGAUAUCCUGGAAUG
Messenger RNA from Belonocnema kinseyi, 2644 nucleotides. RefSeq lists its product as uncharacterized. The record is from RefSeq and is a predicted model, not a curated record. The transcript has 5 exons. Gene Ontology annotation, cellular component: plasma membrane. Gene Ontology annotation, biological process: negative regulation of Wnt signaling pathway. The coding region runs from base 266 to 2305 and encodes 679 amino acids. Lineage: Eukaryota; Metazoa; Arthropoda; Insecta; Hymenoptera; Cynipidae. Gene Ontology annotation, molecular function: Wnt-protein binding.